AUGACAAUUUCACAAAACCAUGUAUUCCUGAGCGCACAAUGCUGGAGGGGUGUUAUUCAGUGGAACCGAGAUUCUCUCCGCGAUGGACAGUACCCGGCUGAUCGAGGUACGUCCAAAUGGCACAUCCUGGUGUUUCAAUGUAUGCGAAAUCGAUCCGAAGAAAUGUGUCGAAAGACCGAGGAGGAAAAAUUUCGUCAGCUGAUCUGGUCUAUUUCGUUGGAAACACGCAAAUUUGAGAAAGCUGCAGCUUACAUGUGUCAUGAGCAUAAUUUACGAAUCCUAAAUGAACAUAAAACGAAGUGCCUCGCGCGACAGGAAAAAGUGGCGGAGCAAUGUAAUGUGCAUCGGAAUGACACGAUUCGUGAAGUGGUUGCUGCAUUGCAAAAUCAAUCAAGUCAAUUAUCGACCAGUUCGAACGAGUACUACGGUCUCAUGAGGAAAACUCUCAGUCAUUACGAGUGCAAAUCUCUACUGGCCAAGUUGGAGUGCCUGUACGCCGUAUUGCAUAACACGUGCCCUCCGGAUGCUGUACGCCUGGUAAUGAACUAUUUCAAAGAGACCCUGCCUGACGGUUGUACAUUCAACUAUGAGUCCAGACUACAAAGCCAUAUUGAUUUAGAACUGACUAGGCAGAAACAACAACAACAAAGACAACGAAUGGAAGAGGAGGAGCGCUACACAUUUCAGCAAGACAUGGGUCGACGUAGUUCUCGAGCUGGUGCGCAGCUCCAGCUCGGUCGUUCUGUUACAGGGAAUUCCAGCAACAACGGGGCACUGGCGCUUUCGUCUCACAGUGUGAACGGAUUUCCAAUCAAGGAGGAGUCGGGUGUGCAACUGGCGAUCAUCUUUGUUUUAUUUUCAUUGGCUCACGUAUGGAUCUGA
Echinostoma caproni is the source of this 882-nucleotide messenger RNA. Lineage: Eukaryota; Metazoa; Platyhelminthes; Trematoda; Plagiorchiida; Echinostomatidae. The record is from the annotation of a GenBank genome assembly.